Messenger RNA from Drosophila eugracilis, 754 nucleotides. RefSeq lists its product as uncharacterized. The coding region runs from base 74 to 601 and encodes 175 amino acids. The transcript is spliced from 4 exons. The record is from RefSeq and is a predicted model, not a curated record. NCBI's taxonomy places the organism in Eukaryota, Metazoa, Arthropoda, Insecta, Diptera, Drosophilidae.
AAAAACUAUUUCAGUAAUACGUCAUCGGCGCACUAGGAAGGUUGCUUAACACUCCGUAUCCGAAACUAGAAAAAUGUUGUCCUCAGUGUGUUGCAUGAGCCUUAAAACUUACGGAGUGGUUAUCAGUUAUUUAAGCCUUAUUUUAUCCGCUUUAGCCACGCUAAUUUUAUCGUCUUUCAUAAAAAAAAAUAUUUUAAUCUUCCAUGAAGUGCUUUCUGAUGUUCCAUUUCGCGAAUUUAUAAUGUUUAUUCUCGAGUGCAUUUGCUACUUUUUAGUAGUGGUUAAUAUUGUGUCAUCCAUAACCAUGUGUGUGGGAAUUGCGAAGAAAAAACAUCUGCUCAUGCUGCCGUGGCUGAUGAACUUCGGGUUGCUCCUAUUGGUCUUGAAUGUCUACUUCGUUAUAUUGGGGAUUAACUAUAUUUUAUAUCCGCACCCGCUUAGCUUCAUCCUGAAAUUCUUUAUAAUCGUCGCAGGCAUUCUUGCGCUCGGAUGGUUUUUGUUGUACGGAAUCUAUUCGCUGUUCAAGAACAUCCAGACAUACAGGGAGACACCAGUGACUGCAGAAUUUCAAACAACAUUUGGAACAACAUUAUGUCACUAAAGCGACGGAAGUCAAAUUGAAUCUGUCUGGAAUUGCCACAAGUCGAUUUAUCCUCAUAAAAAAUUUAUGUAUACUUAUCAAUUUCUGUACAACUCAAAAUUCCCAUUUUUAGUUUGCUUCGCUGGGCAUUCAAAUAUAUUUUCUACACACACA